This is a messenger RNA of Owenia fusiformis, 2363 nucleotides long. NCBI's taxonomy places the organism in Eukaryota, Metazoa, Annelida, Polychaeta, Sabellida, Oweniidae. The record is from the annotation of a GenBank genome assembly.
ACUUUUGUGUACAUGCACGCGGGGUUCAGAGGUCAGCAAACGCAUGCUUAAAGACACUAUUGCCUACGGGAACCAAUUUACUCGACUGGAUCCGAAGUGUUGUCAUUGCUAAGAAAUAUUAGAUGAGGAAACAUGAAGUGCUGGAUGAUUAAGUGAACGGUUACGACAUCAGGACGUUGUAUCCCAGGGGAAUGUAUUUAAACAAAAAUCACGCACAUCAUAUCGGUAUUUGAUUACAACACCUAACAGAAGUGGUGCAAGCACAUUCAUAAGUUGAAAAAACACGGAUAUCACGGGAUAUAUACGAAGAGUAACAUAGGACUGCAGAAUCAAGAUGGGCUGCAAGAGUUGCUGGGAAAGCUUCAAUCGGUUCAGGGACUCUAAUUUUAUCAUCGUCACAUUGGUUUUCUUGUCUUUGCUUACGGAUAGUAUGCUCCUCACGCUCGUAGACCCCAUCCUCCCGGACAUCCUCAGGAAAAUAGACGGUAUAACGACGAACAGUACCACUGGAUCAGCCUCCAAGGAAAUAAAUGCAGAUGGACGCUAUGGUUACCUUGUUGCAUCAAAGGGACUUGCACAGUUUAUAUGCAAUCCAUUUGUUGGAAUCAUUGUCACGAGAUUCCGAUACAGACGUCCUAUGGUGAUAGGCAAUUUUCUUCUGAUGGUCUCAACAAUAGCUUUUGCAUUCAGCAAAUCUUAUGCCAUGCUGUUUGCUACAAGGCUGAUCCAGGGUGCGUCCUCAUCCCUAUCUGCAGUAACAGGAAUGGGUCUGCUGGCGAGUAGAUUUACGGAUGACAUUAAACGUGGCAAGAUGAUGGGCAUCGCUAUUGGAGGCCUCUCUAUUGGUAUCAUAGUGGGCCCUGUCUUUGGAAGUGUUCUAUAUCAGUACUUUGGCCAAGCAGUUCCGUUUCUAGCAGUGGCCGGCAUAAUCCUUUUCACAAUAGCUAUACAACUUAUAAAUCUCAAAACGGAAGAGGAGAGAGCCGAAUCUCACGAGUUGAAGUCUAUUUGUAAACUGUUAAGCGACCCUUAUAUUCUCAUAGUUGCAGCAAAUGUGUUCCUGGUAAAUCUCAAUGUGUCAGUUAUCUUAGCGUUCCUACCCGUACAACUGAUUGAUCUAACCGACCCUCCUACCUGGCAACUCGGUGUCGUUGUGCUCCCUACCUCCAUAGGAUACCUUGUCGCCGGCAUCAUCUGCCCGCGUACAGCAAAAUGGAUAAAACGAUAUAUAACCGCCAUACUUGGGAUGAUCAUUAGUACUGGGGCCAUGUUAGGGUUGGCGUUUAGCGUGACGUUUGUCAGUAUGCUUAUAGUGACCAUAUUCCUUGGAUUGGCAUUAGGAAUGGUGAGCACAUCAAUGCAACCGGUGUUUGCCCUGAUAGUGGAUAGAAGACAUUCUUCAGUGUACGGGAACGUAUACGCCAUAUCUGACAUGGCCGUGUGUCUUGCCUUUUUCAUAGGACCAUUGGCUGGCGGUCCUUUCAUAUUUGCCUUUGGAUAUCCCAAUCUGUUAAUUUGUGUGGCGUUCAUUAACUUCUGCCUGGCACCCUUCAGUUGGUUCCUGAGGAAUCCUCCAAUCAAGCAAUCUGAUGAGGAGUCAAAACUAUUGAUCAUCCACAAGAACGAAGACGCUAUAGAGAAGUACCGCAAAGGCCACCAGAACAAGCAUUUCGUCAAGACGCACGACGGCUAUAUUUUGCCAGAAGAACAGAGUUGGAGAGUUACCAGUCCUAGUGUGUAUGAUCUUUUAAGGGAAGAGUCUCAAUCGUCUGCCAUAGGAUCAGGAAACUAUCUGACAGGAAUUGAGCGAUACAAUGCAGACUAUAGCGUUAAUCUCAUAGAAUCCAUUUAGGCAGACCACGGCUGACUUGAACAGCUACAAUACAGAAAACUAUAUAAAUGGUGUUCAACGUAUACUUAAGUACGUAAAGUAGAAGCAAGGAAGUACAGUGUGUACUUCCUUGCAUGAAAGGAUUUUUUCAAAAUUCAUUCCAUUUUUCAUUACUAUGUUAAUGAGAUAAUAUGAGUAAAAUAGGGUCAUUUUUAAAUAAGUACUCUCAACUAGUCUCUUCUCUUUGUCGUCCCUUAAAGAAAAAUUGUAACGCGACGGUUUUUAUUAUACAUGGUUGAUGUUAAGAGUAGGGUGCAUAUUAGUGUUUGUUAUUAGCAUUAGCACAAUAUCAACUUGUUAAUAUUACUACAUGUACACUUGCUUAUAAUACCUUCAUACAUGUGUAUUUUGCCGAGCUUUUAUAUUUUGAAGAGGAUUGUGUAAUUUUUGAUUGAUAUUUUUAAUAUCUAUCAUUUAUGAUAUCUAUGUUAUUGAUGGCAUACGUUAUCUUAGCUUGUAUUCGCGAAUGCAA